Linum tenue is the source of this 2996-nucleotide messenger RNA. The record is from the annotation of a GenBank genome assembly. NCBI's taxonomy places the organism in Eukaryota, Viridiplantae, Streptophyta, Magnoliopsida, Malpighiales, Linaceae.
GCUUCUUCUAUCUCGAGCUCCCCAUUUGGCAAAAGCAAAAGAAACCAAAGGCGCAAAAGCAACUCCACCGGGGGCUUCUUUCCUAUCCGUCUCUCCAUCUCUUCCUUCCACUCCAAAUCCAGAUAACACGUUUAAAAGCCGCGGGCCAGAGUCCCGUCACGGCAGCGAGCUAGCUGGAGAAGAAGAAGAAGAUAAAGAGCCGUGCUGCUUGCCUUCCUUUUCCUCUCGCCCGUGCUCUCUGCGUGAAAAAACAGAGCAAGAAGAAAGAAGUAAGGGGAAGAAGAAAAAAAAAAACAGAGGAGAGAUUUCAUUUUCGUUUGGUGGGUUUCUCGCCAUUGCUGAAUCUAAGCCAGUUUGGGCUCAUUCUGGGUUCUCUUCUUCUCCCCCCGGGGAGCUCUGCUGACUCUUCCAUUUCACCAGUAGUAGUGGUGGCGAGUAGUGACAGGCACACCAUCCUCUCUGAGCAAUCAUGGCUCCCAACUCCAGAAUCCCAUGAAUGAAGGUCUUCCUUCCUUCGUUCUAAAUUCAUUAUAUAUUAUAUUAUUUUUUCUGUACUUAUCUCCUCCCUCUUUUAUAUAUUCCGGGAUAUAAAAAUCCGAAUUCUGUUCCAAAAUUCAACUACAAGUUGGAUCGGUUUCUCUGAGCGCCGUUCAGGAAAUUCUUCCUUCCUUCGCCACUCCUUUUUCACAGACGACGUUUGUAUUUUAGGUGGGUUGGGCUUAGCUUUCAAUUGAAGCACGAUAGAGAAAGAUGCAAUGGAGUUGGGUUGCAUUCAGGUUUAUGUUUGGUGUACUGUAGAAUAACGUCGCUCUCUCACAACGAAUCUCCUUCUUCUACUUCUUCUUCCAUUGUUCAGAUUCAAACGCCAUUGCCAAAUUCAAGGUUCAGAGUAAACAGGAGGAACUUAAAACAAUGGCGGCUGAGAAAGAUUUGAAAUUGAAAUGAGGGUUUUGUUUCUCCGUACCGUUGCGGUAGUGGGUCUGGUCUGAAAACUCUUGCCGGAUUAAAAUGGACGCCGCCGGCGUCGUUCUCCCCGGCGGCGGAAGUGGAAGCGCGAGCAGCAGAAUCGAGAGGAACAAUGCGGUGUUGAAGGACCCGUCGUGGUUCGGUCAGUUCAGAAACGGGUCGAACCCAUGGAUGGCGAGAUACGUUUACGCCCUCAUUUUCCUCUCCGCCAAUCUCCUCGCCUGGGCUGCUCGCGACUAUGGCGGUUCCGCUUUGACUGAGAUGGAAAGGCUGAAAGUUUGUGAUGGGAAAUCGGAUUGUUUGGGAGCUGAGGGGGUUUUGAGGGUGAGCUUGGGUUGUUUCGUCUUCUUCAUUCUCAUGUUCCUUUUGACCGUGGGGACUUCCAAGCUCCAAGAUCCGAGGGACGCGUGGCAUUCUGGGUGGUGGUCGGCGAAGAUCGCUAUCUGGGUUGGAGUCACUCUGCUAGCUUUCCUUCUUCCUUCCACCAUUGUCAGGAUCUACGGCGAGAUUGCACAUUUUGGUGCAGGGGUGUUUCUACUGAUUCAGCUGGUGAGUGUGAUCAGCUUCAUUACAUGGAUCAACGAUCGCUGCCUGUCUGAGAAAAACGCAGAAAGAUGCCAUAUCCAUGUGAUGGUGGUGGCGACAGGUUCAUAUGUGAUCAGCCUGGUGGGGAUAAUCAUGAUGUUCAUUUGGUACACACCAGACCCAUCUUGCCUGCUCAACAUAUUCUUCAUCACCUGGUCCCUAGUGCUCCUGCAACUCAUGACCAGUGUCUCUCUUCACCCUAAAGAUGCUGAAACGUGCUCGUUUUUCGCGCAGAUCAAUGCCGGGUUCCUGGCACCUGGACUGAUGGGGCUGUAUGUUGUGUUCCUCUGCUGUGAACCAGCAGGGGAGAGUUGCAACAGGAAGGCAGAGGCUUCCCAGAGAACAGAUUGGCUCACCAUCAUAAGCUUUGUCAUAGGGCUGCUGGCGAUCGUCAUAGCGACAUUUUCCACUGGAAUCGACUCACAGUGCUUCCAGAAGAGCGAGACGCAAGGUGGCGGUGGGGAAAAGGAAGAAGAUGAAGUGCCAUACGGGUAUGGAUUCUUCCACUUUGUGUUCGCGACGGGAGCAAUGUACUUCGCCAUGUUGUUGAUCGGCUGGAACACCCACCACGCCAUUAAGAAGUGGACGAUUGAUGUGGGGUGGACUAGCGCAUGGGUGAGAAUAGUGAAUGAGUGGCUGGCCGUUUGUGUAUACAGUAAGUAAAAAACUCUCUAUUCGUCGUUAGCGGCGGCGAUUCGUGUUCGGAUUUGGUUAACCAAAUUUAAACUCGAAUUAACUAGCUGCUCAAAAUCGAUAAGACCUUAACGGUUUUGGUUUUUGUGGUUUUGGCCGUAUGGAUGAUGGUGGCACCGAUAAUACUGAAGAGCAGAAGGGCAGCAGGGGGAUCACCGCCGGUUUAGGAAAGGGACAAAGAUAGAGGAAAGAAUGGGCUUUUUGUUCGUUUUAGUAUGGCUUGGGCUUUCAUCCUUCUUCCCCCGGUGGUGGUGCUAUUGGGCCAAGGAGCAUAAUGGGCCAAACAGAGAAGUGACAUCACUAUAAUGUUUAGGUUUAUACGAUGGAUGUUCAACAAGUUGGACAAAAGGGGGCGAAAAUGAGAUUUGACAUUCAUUUGUUGCGGGAUGGAAAAUGUGGUGGUGGGGGGAAUUGGAUUCCUGUAAAUAAUAAGCAAAUGAAUAGAGUCGUCUCAUUUUGGAGAAGUGUGUAUUCGUGGAUGGAGAUGGAUUCUGAAAUCAUUGGUUUGGAAUACAACAAAGUUAGCUUCUUUUUUUUCUCAGUUGAGUUGUUGGUCCAUGGUCAACAAUUGAAGGCAUGUCUCAAAGUCUCAGUCGAUGUCAUUUGGGGCAUUUGGAAGCAUUUUCCAUGGUUGAAAAUCCUUGGAAGAAAAGGAAUGUGGAUUCCCUAUAUGGUCCUCUGUUUGCUAGGUCAAGAGAAGAACACUAAUUCUUUUUUUUUUUUUAAAUCACUUACAUUGUUGAAUUCGAGAA